CACUUCCGGGAGCGCGGCGUGAGGGACCGGGAGGAACCGGGAGAAACCGGGAGGGACCGGGAGGGUCCGGGAGGGACCGGGAGGGUCCCGGGGGGCUCCAGCCGCCCCCGGCACGCCCCACAGCGGCUCGGGGCCGCUCCGAGGCGGCUCCCGCGGCCGAUCCCGGUGCGGUUCCCGCUGCCGGCGCCGUUCCCGGUCCCGCGCUCCGGUGCCGCCGCCAUGGGCCGCCGCAAGUCCAAGCGGAAGCCGCCGCCCAAGAAGAAGAUGACGGGCACGCUGGAGACGCAGUUCACGUGUCCCUUCUGCAACCACGAGAAGUCCUGCGACGUCAAGAUGGACCGCGCCCGCAACACCGGCGUCAUCUCGUGCACCGUGUGCCUGGAGGAGUUCCAGACCCCCAUCACCUACCUGUCGGAGCCCGUGGACGUUUACAGCGAUUGGAUCGACGCCUGCGAGGCCGCCAACCAGUGACCCCGGGAGGGGGGGACACCGGGGGGGACACGGCCGGUCCCCAAAGCCCGGCGGGGCCAGGACCCCCCCCGGGGCUCGGUGACCCCCCCGGUGUCGGUGCCACCCCCCCGGCCCCGCAGUGUCGGUGACAUUUCCCCCCCCGCCGUGUCCCGUCCCCUCGGUGACGCCGCCGGGGGCGGCGGCGCUGCAAUAAACGGCCCGAGGGCGGCCCGGUGUCCCCCGGUGUCAUUCGGUGUC
Messenger RNA from Passer domesticus (house sparrow), 708 nucleotides. RefSeq names its product elongation factor 1 (gene ELOF1). Lineage: Eukaryota; Metazoa; Chordata; Aves; Passeriformes; Passeridae. The record is from RefSeq and is a predicted model, not a curated record. Gene Ontology annotation, biological process: transcription elongation by RNA polymerase II. Gene Ontology annotation, molecular function: RNA polymerase II complex binding. Gene Ontology annotation, cellular component: transcription elongation factor complex.